Eupeodes corollae is the source of this 903-nucleotide messenger RNA. Its product is annotated as SOSS complex subunit B homolog. Gene Ontology annotation, cellular component: SOSS complex. The transcript has a single exon. The record is from RefSeq and is a predicted model, not a curated record. Gene Ontology annotation, biological process: mitotic cell cycle checkpoint signaling; double-strand break repair via homologous recombination; response to ionizing radiation. The coding region runs from base 119 to 778 and encodes 219 amino acids. Gene Ontology annotation, molecular function: DNA binding. Lineage: Eukaryota; Metazoa; Arthropoda; Insecta; Diptera; Syrphidae.
CUUAUAUUCUUGUCAAUUGUCAAAGUUUCAUUAAACUGCAAUAGCGGAUAAAUAAGAAUUUUUCAAAACAAAUUUUGCCAGACUUUUAAACAAAUAAAACUCUACUCAUACAAAUAAAAUGUACAACAAUGAAUGCAUAGCAAUCAAAGAUAUAAAACCUGGUUUAAAGAAUAUCAACGUUAUUUUCAUAGUCUUGGAAAUAGGAACAGCAACAGUGACAAAAGAAAAUCGUGAAGUUCGUAAUUUCAAAGUUGGUGAUCCGACAGCUUGUAUAAAUGUAUCAAUUUGGGAUGAACCCGGUAAAUUAAUCCAACCUGGUGAUAUUGUGAAAUUAACCAAAGGCUAUGCAUCCAUUUGGCGUCAUUGUCUCACUCUGUAUUCGGGAAAGAAUGGAGAUAUCCUUAAGAUGGGUGAAUUCUGUCUCACCUUCAACGAACAACUCAAUAUGAGCGAACCUAAACGACCAGAAAUGCCAAUGGUACUGAAUCCUCAAAUGACAAUAUCAGUUCCUGGAUUACUCUCGAAUAAUGGUGCUGCCAAUGGCAAUCAAAUUGUUCAGAAUCGACCUCUGGCAGUUCCUUCUACGGCACCAAAUGUUGUUCCUCCUCUAUCUAGUCAAGGACAAAAGUUACAAACCCAACAAAGUCGGACCAUACCAACAGCUGACGCAGCCAAACCCAUUGUAGGGAUGUCGGGGCAAACUAAUGUCCAGCAGAAGCCCAAUCGUGUUGCGCGUAACAACCAACCUAGAACGAAUGUUAAGGCGGACCGCAGAUAAUAAGGCUGCAAGAGAAUAUAGUAGUUUAGUAAACAGUUGACUAAGAAGUUUGUGCAACUUGUAGAGUAGCAUUUUAUAAAUUUAAAUAAAUUAGUAUUUUUCAAUAAAAAACAUGAAAUUUUUAA